AUGAAGUGCAAAGGACAUCAGCAACUCAAGAACAAAGUCAACGAGGGAAARGACGCAGCUGAUAAGGCAGCCAAGAAAGCUGGCGUCCAAGAUCUGCUCACCCGUAUACAAGCUCUGGGUCCUGAAUAUUGGCCUAACAGGACCAAGCGCACGGUUCUGCAUUUCUUCUGUGACACGUGCUCCGUGCCUGUCUGUGGGGAGGGCAGUGUGGAUUGUCACUCAGGCCACAGCCUCCGCUACUUCCAGGAUUCCCUGCAGGACUCCAGGACCCUCACAAUCCAGCUGCUGGCAGACGCCCAGCGGGGCAGGCACGCUGUACAGCUGAGCAUUGAGAAAGCCCAGGCCGUUGCCGAGCAGGUGGAACUGAAGGCCAUGGUGGUCCAGUCAGAGGUCAAAGCCAUCACAGAGCGUCAUAAGAAGGCCCUGGAGGAACGAGAGUGUGAACUGCUGUGGAAAGUUGAGAAGAUCCGUCAGGUGAAAGCCAAGUCCCUCUAUCUCCAGUUAGAGAAGCUGCACCAGAACCUGACCAAGCUGGACAGCACCAUCGCUACAGUAACCCAGGUCCUAGAGAAGGGCAGUAGUUUGGACCUGUUGCUGGCCAGAGAGAGCAUGCUCCUCCAGAUCACAGAGCUUAAGGCCCUCAGGGAGCUGUUACUACCGCAGGAUGAUGAUCGCAUCCUGUUCACCGCCCCCGACCAGACCUUGCUCCUCGCCAUCCAGUCCCUAGGUCUGGUCAGCUCCGGGGCCUUCGCCCCCCUCACCAAGGCCCAGGGAGAGGGGCUUUGUCGGGGCUUGCAGGGUAAGCAGGCUUCCUUCACUGUGGUGGGGUAUGAUCAUGAUGGAGAGCUCAGGCUGUCUGGGGGGGACGGUGUGUCAGCUGUGAUGGUGGCGCCCGAUGGUAACCUGCUAAACGCUGAGGUGACCGACCAUCAGAACGGGUUGUACACGGUCAGCUACCUGCCCAAGGUAGAAGGAGAACAUCUGGUGUCAGUCCUUAUCUGCAACCAGCACAUCGAAGGCAGCCCCUUUAAAGUGCUGGUCAAGUCUGUCCGUAGCAAUGGAGGUAUCCCCUUGCCGGUGGCCUCGUUCGGCAGAGAGGGGGACGGAGACGGGCAGCUGUGUCGCCCCUGGGGGGUGUGUGUGGACAAAGAAGGCUACAUAAUCGUAGCUGACCGAAGCAACAACAGGGUGCAGAUCUUCAAGCCGUGCGGUUCCUUCCACCACAAGUUUGGUACGCUGGGCUCCAGACCAGGCCAGUUGGACCGACCAGCUGGGGUGGCCUGCGACAGCCAGAGGAGAAUCAUCGUUGCCGAUAAGGAUAAUCACCGCAUCCAGAUCUUCACCUUUGAAGGCCGGUUCCUCCUCAAGUUCGGGGAGAAGGGAACCAAGACCGGUCAGUUCAGCUACCCCUGGGACGUGGCGGUCAGCUCGGAGGGAAAGAUCCUCGUCUCAGACACCCGGAACCACCGCAUCCAGCUCUUCAGGCAGGACGGCACCUUCCUCAACAAGUACGGCUUUGAGGGGGCUCUAUGGAAACACUUGGACUCCCCCAGGGGCGUGGCCUUCACUCAGGAGGACCACCUGGUGGUGACAGACUUCAACAACCACCGUCUGCUGAUCAUCCGGUCGGACUGCCAGUCGGCCCGCUUCCUGGGAUCAGAGGGAACCGGUAACGGUCAGUUCCUGCGGCCGCAGGGCGUAGCAGUGGACCAGGAGGACCGCAUCGUGGUGGCUGACUCCCGGAACCACCGGAUCCAGGUGUUCCAAACCAACGGUAAUUUCUUAUGCAAGUUGGGGACUCAGAGUAGCAGCUUUGGACAGAUGGAUCGCCCGUCGGGUAUAGCUGUUACUCCAGACGGAAGGAUUGUUGCCGUGGACUUUGGAAACAACCGAAUCAUUAUGUUCUAGGCUAGGCAGUUUGUCUGCUGGUUUGCAAAGAAAGAAACAUUGAAGAGGAGAUUUUGAAACACACCCAUCAGAGGCAAAUGUCUUUGUGAGCAAAUGGAAACAGUAAUAUUGAAACUUGACCUUUUCUCUCAGUUAUUACCUCUAUUUUGAAAGAGCAAAUCAAUGCAGUACAUGAACCAAUGCCAACAAGGGGUUAUUGUCAAAAGCUGACAUUUUGAACUCUAUAGUAGGCCUUCUGUGACACUAUCUGGCUCGAUAGUUGUCUUUUCUCCUGAUGUGUGCGUCAAAAUCUCUGAUUUUCUCAGGGAAUUUCUUGCAUUCUUGAAAGAUUUCCACUGCAUCAUACCUACCUCAUGUAGCUAUGUUUGAAUGUACUCCUUUAUUAUUUGAUGCAGAGAUUUCGCCAGUGGAAUUUUGAUAAAGUAACUACCUCAAUGCAAGAGAAAAGUAUAGUUAACAUGAAGUAACAUUUGGUUGAUAUUUGCACAGAAAACGCACACACAUUUUCUCUCAUUGUUACUGUGCACAUAAAGGUGUGAAAUCCCAGAAUGUUGCUGAGAACAAUGUAUAAUAAUGACUGUGUUACAUACAUGUGGAAACGUGGAGUCAGACAUUUUUAUAAACUCGGCAACUGUUA
Salvelinus sp. IW2-2015 is the source of this 2545-nucleotide messenger RNA. The record is from RefSeq and is a predicted model, not a curated record. NCBI's taxonomy places the organism in Eukaryota, Metazoa, Chordata, Actinopteri, Salmoniformes, Salmonidae.